This is a messenger RNA of Castor canadensis (American beaver), 4095 nucleotides long. RefSeq names its product RAP2A, member of RAS oncogene family (gene Rap2a). The record is from RefSeq and is a predicted model, not a curated record. Gene Ontology annotation, cellular component: membrane. Gene Ontology annotation, molecular function: GTP binding; GTPase activity. NCBI's taxonomy places the organism in Eukaryota, Metazoa, Chordata, Mammalia, Rodentia, Castoridae. Gene Ontology annotation, biological process: Rap protein signal transduction.
CGCGGCUCGGGCGGCUCCGGUUCCUGCUCGCCUUCAGUCCCUGGCGGCGCCCGCGGGGUCGCAUCGCCGUGCGGCUCGGCCCAUGCCCAGGGCCGCUGCUUUUUUAGCUGCCGCCCCGCCGCGGGCGCCCGGUGGGCCGCCGCGGCCCUGAGGUGGGGGCGGCCGCAGACGGAAGGCGGCGGGGCCGCCGGCGGACAGGAUCCGGGCGCAGCUCAGCGCAGCGCGGCGGGCGGAGGUCUAUGUUGCGGGCGGCGGCGGCCGCGGAGGGACGAUGCGCGAGUACAAAGUGGUGGUGCUGGGCUCGGGCGGGGUAGGCAAAUCCGCCCUGACCGUGCAGUUCGUGACCGGCACCUUCAUCGAGAAAUACGACCCCACCAUCGAGGACUUCUACCGCAAGGAGAUCGAGGUGGACUCGUCGCCGUCGGUACUGGAGAUCCUGGACACGGCGGGCACCGAGCAGUUCGCGUCCAUGCGGGACCUGUACAUCAAGAACGGCCAGGGCUUCAUCCUCGUCUACAGCCUGGUCAACCAGCAGAGCUUCCAGGACAUCAAGCCCAUGCGGGAUCAGAUCAUCCGAGUGAAGCGGUAUGAGAAAGUACCAGUCAUCUUGGUUGGGAACAAAGUGGACCUGGAGAGUGAGAGAGAAGUAUCCGCCAGUGAAGGCCGAGCCCUUGCCGAAGAGUGGGGCUGCCCUUUCAUGGAGACUUCUGCAAAGAGUAAAACAAUGGUGGAUGAACUCUUUGCAGAAAUUGUGAGGCAGAUGAACUAUGCUGCUCAGCCUGACAAAGAUGACCCAUGCUGUUCCGCCUGUAACAUACAAUAGCACCUGAGUGAGGCUGUCCUGAACAGGAUUUGCCUAGUAUUGUGGGCGAUAGAAAACUCGCCUACUCUGAUUCAGUUUGCAGGAUGUGUAGUACGGAUCUACCGUGCACUGCAACCCUUAUUCAGAAACGAGCAGUGAUGUCAGCUGGUGUCUCUGCGUACAUUUGGGUUCAGUGACUUAAGUUUUCACCAUUGUCCUCAGUCUCCUUAAUACAUCUGCAACUUGAAGGCACAGGCCAUCAGUCUACAGGGUGAUCUCAUUUGAAAGUGAUGGUGGUAUUGCCACUGAGCUGAAAGAAGCAACUGUUGUAUAAAUUAAAAAUAAUCAUGAGAGAGAAACCAGAAGAAUUCCUAUGACCACUUACAAUUAAAAUAUUUUGUUGUCUUUAAAAAAAAUAAGUAAAGGAGAAAUAUUUUCCUACAAGAGUACUGAAUUUCAAGAAUCGGGAUAGCGACUAACCAGUGCAUUCCAUCGAGUGAGACACCGGCUGGCUUGCCAUCAGGACUGCAGGGAAAGUGCUGAGCUGCCACGGUUCUGGUUUUCAAUUGAUGCUCAAUUGUAAAUGCUGUUCUGAUUUGAACCCUUGAUGGAGAGUCAGAGCAAGGUUGUGUGCAGAUAAAAUCUGGCUUUAGAAUUUAUUAAGUCACCUGCUUUGCCACAGACAAUGGAGGUUCUCCCAAGGGUUUGAUGAGAAUUUAAACCGCAAACCCACCUCUGUUAGCCAAGCAAGGGAUGGUCUUUUGCUUACUGAACAAGAAGGAAGCAACUGAGAUGGAGUAGUUGCCUAGCCUUAUUAACAAGGGCGCUCUAGUAGUUUACCUACUACCAUCACGUAAGGAAAAUGAAGCCAUGUUGCGUGCACACGGUCCCGUUUGCAGAACCUCACAGGACAGGACAAGUGUCUGGCAUUUUCAUGUUUGUUAAAGCAGCAGCUUCCUCCUCGCCUUCAAGGGCUGUGGUUGGGAUGUGACCCUGGGCUGACCUGCUUUGGAAAUCCAGUACUGUAGCACAGCUUUAUUGCAGGCAUUUCAAAAGUUGAAUAACCAUGUGAAAUAAUUUGGGCUUAAAAGUAGAACGUAAAUUACAGAGUGGAAGGCAAGGGACAAAAAAGCCUUUUAUCUUUAAUUUUCCUGGAGAAUUACAUAAAGGUUUUCUUGUAACCGUUUUGCCCUGAUUACUGAAGUGGCAAAUAAAGCUGGAGUGAAUAUUUUGUUUUGAAAAGGUGCUCAAGUUCUGACGUUUUGGGUUUUCAUAGCCGUGAAGUAUUUUUCAUUUGCAUGAGUAAUGGCACAGGAAAAACCGAUUGAGAAGUUUUAUAAUCAAGGGUAGAAGGGUUUCACCUCACUCUAGAGUUACAAAUGCUGAAGAGAUUGUCUUGAGCCCACCUUCUGGAGAUGAAUUUGGCCUUCAGAACUGCAAGGUCACCAAGCCUGCGAUACACUUUCCGCUCACACUUGCUUGGUUUCACAGUCUCGUGCAAGUAACCUCUGUCUUACGCGUGUAACUGGGAGAAGAGUGUGUGUUUGUGUGUGCAUGUGUGUCUUACUGCUCCUAAGAAUUUGGCACAAGUCAGAGAUAAUUGCCUAUACUGAGAAUCUAUACUGCAGAAUAUAGUGUAUCAAAAAACAUUUUUUCCUUUUGUUUGUCUUUUUAUAUACCACUGAAAUCAUUGGUAGCCUCUCCUCCCCAGUGUUUAGUAACUGGCAUUAAGAUUAAAGGAUAGAAAGAAAGGUCGGUAGUAUUUUUCAUAGGUGAGAAAACUGAAGAAAUAUUGUGGGUAAAACCAGGUCAUAGUUGUUAGAAAAAUCUUUGAAUUGUGAAUAUUUAGUCUUCAGUCUAAUUUUUUUAAAUAAUCUUCUGCUAUGAAGCACCUUGUUUGUAGGACAAAAAGUUUUAAUGAAACAAAUUUUACUAUGUUAAUGCUGAUUUGACUCAAACAUCUAGAGAAAUCAAAGAGUCAAGAAGUAUCACUCAUCUACAAGAGUAGAAAUAUUUGUUAGUGAAUUGGUUGAGUUUUAAAAGCGCCAUCCUCUCAGAGUGAUUCUGAUUUUUAGAAUUCCAUAACUGAUAACAAUUUAUGACAGCUCAGAUCGCCUAUUAGAAACGCUGUACAGAUUCCACCGUUUUUGCUGUGCACACAUGAAGAAUAAUGUGAAAGGGUUGGCAAAACAUAAGGUGGAAGAGAUCAUCUAAAAUUUGGGGUUUCGGUUAGAAAUGUUUGUCAGACAACAAGGUGGACUUUUACUGUAAAGAUGUUACUAAGAACUGACUUGGCUACCUGAUCAGUGUCUCCACACAACCCUACAUACGUAGUGACCAGGCAACAAGACAUCCCAAACGGGAAACCCUCCUGCACCCUCGGCGCUCCUCCGGCAUGAAGCUAACUCGGCAUGAAUGAGCGUGCUUGCCCAUGGUAGCAAAGGUCAGGAGCAGGAAGAGGGUCCUUGUUGGCAUGGGAAAUAAUAGUGGCUGUGGAGGCGGCUUGGCGACUUGGGAAUCACUGUUUAUUUCAUGCCCUGGUCAGACUAGCAACUAAAUAAGUGAAAGUUUUUCUAACAUGCCUUAAAAAUAUUAUGGUUUGAUCCAAAGACCCACUUUUUCUUUAGCUUUUGGGUUCUGGUUUUGUUUUGUUUUUUAUUUUUAUACACAGGCAGCAUUUUUUUCUUAAUUUUUUUUUGAUAUUGCAACUUUUGGUUCUUCUAAGCUGUGAUCGUGAUGGUAACUGAUGCCUUUCAUUUUGUUCAUCUUACACAAGACAAGCCAGCAUGUGAUCAGAAGUAUUACUUAAAAUCUUUCCUUAAACUACUGAAAGGUGCUUCGAUGAUUUUCCUCCUUUGGUUUGUAGAAUUAGGACUGAACUUUGACUCCAUUGCUCCGGUUGCCAUCACUCUUUGUGUUAAAACUACUGAUUUGCUUUUCUUUUGUGUUUGGCAUUUGAUUUCCAGUGUGAAUGUUGUCACUGUCUGUGUGGAUGUGAAAGUGCUGUACCUAGCUUGUGGCUCCUGGCUGUCUGUCCUUUGGUUUCGCUCUUAUCAGUAGUUCUCUGUUAGCACUGGGUAACCUUCAUUGUCUCCUUAGCUUAUCAAAUGUUAAAGACUAUGGGGUGUUUCUUUUCUUUUCUUUUCUUUUCUUUUUCAACUUGUUAUGUGCAUCUGUUCAAUCUUGAUCAGGGUUUCAAGAAUGACUGCAGUAGGUUUCGAAAACAAUUCAUCAUUAUCGAUUUGGGGUUUCCCAGACAUACAGUUCACAGUUAAUUACUGAGCUCUAAUACA